Molecule: messenger RNA, 6222 nt
Organism: Acanthochromis polyacanthus (spiny chromis)
Lineage: Eukaryota; Metazoa; Chordata; Actinopteri; Pomacentridae
Gene: fbxl16
Product: F-box and leucine-rich repeat protein 16
Exons: 9
Coding region: 777-2315 (512 amino acids)
Biological process (GO): SCF-dependent proteasomal ubiquitin-dependent protein catabolic process
Cellular component (GO): SCF ubiquitin ligase complex
Molecular function (GO): protein binding
Source: RefSeq, a predicted model, not a curated record
UAGCUCUGUGUACUGCGCUGCUCCAGCUGCCCCAGCACUAUCCCUUUAAAUGAGAAAGAGCUGCUCUACGUGCUGCAUGUGUGUGGAGGGCAAAUUACGAGAGAGAGAGGGCUACUCUGUUAUGGAGGACGAGGCGAUCGAAAAACACAACAGAGAAGCCCUUUUGCUACAUUUUGGUGUGUAAAGGGGGCCGUGUAUCGGUCGCCCCCUCCUCUCCCUUCAUUUGCCGAAUUCUGAUUUUGAAUCCGAGCAUUCUUCUUGUCUAUGGGCUCGGGUGGGCGCAUCUCUGGUUUACCGAUAGGACGUAGGCUGCCUCUUAACAAUAAUUUAUUUCGCCCUUUCCGCGCCGUAACGUCGGAAGAAACGAGAUCAGGAACCAGCAAUAACACCGUGCUGAUCAUGGAUUAAUGCUCGAGUGAAUUUUCAUCUGAAAGAAAAAGUAAUAUGUCUGACGGCUACCUACGAUGCUACAAGCAUCCACACUGAACUCCAGAGUGUCUGGAUCUAAAUCAUUAGUGACAACUACUUGAAGUGUGGACUGACAGAGCGACAUGGUUAUCUGAAUGGAAGAGCCUUUCUGCCUUCUUCAUCAGAAGGAGCAGCACUGGAUGUCCUCAUCUCCCACUGCAGUCGGAAUGACCUAAGGGAUGUGUCAAACCUUGUUGCAGCAAUGAUGGAGGAUCUGUACCACCACCACCAUCAUAAAAAUAUGAAAAUCAUUUUCUGUGGCACCCUGCAGAGAUGUGGUGGAAGGCUGAUACCAACCCAGGUUCCCAAUGUUGAACAUGUCCACCCCCAGUGAGCUGAAGUCUCCCUGUGUGACCCGUAAUGGUAUGGUGAAAUUACCCCCUAGCCAGCCGAAUGGUUUAGGCAGUGCAAGCAUCACCAAAGGGACCCCUGCUGCCAAGAACCGUCUGUGUCAGUCCUCCUCGGUACCAUCCAUUCUGCCUCCUCCACCAUCCUCCCUUCCGUACCACCACCACCAUCACUUGGACGUCCCUGGCAUGCCUCAUGCUGCAGCCCCUCUGUUGGCCUCUGACCUUGAGCCUGGAAUGCCGCUGGUGGGCUUGAAGCCAUCUCUUCGUCAGCCUCCCCCUCUCACCCUACCUAAACCCAUGGUGCUGGAGCGUCAGCUUGUCCUAGAUGAGAAGCUGCUCAACCGACUGCUCUGGUACUUCACCACAGCUGAAAAAUGUGUGCUGGCGCAGGUAUGCAAGACAUGGCGCAAGGUGCUGUACCAGCCCAAGUUCUGGGAGGGUGUGACCCCCAUCUUGCAUGCUAAGGAGCUAUACACCCUGCUGCCCAAUGGGGAGAAGGAGUUUGUCAGCCUGCAGGCCUUCGCCCUGCGUGGCUUCCAGUCUUUUUGCUUAGUGGGUGUGUCAGACCUCGACAUUUGUGAAUUCAUUGACAACUACCCGCUGUCUAAGAAGGGUGUUCGCUCAGUCAGCCUCAAGAGGUCCACCAUCACAGAUGCUGGUUUGGAGGUCAUGUUGGAGCAAAUGCAAGGCCUGAUGCACCUUGAGCUGUCAGGGUGCAACGACUUCACAGAGGCUGGUCUAUGGUCCAGUCUCAAUGCCCGGCUAACUUCCCUCAGCGUCAGUGACUGCAUCAAUGUGGCAGAUGAUGCCAUUGCUGCUAUCUCACAGCUCUUACCCAACCUAUCAGAGUUAAGCCUGCAGGCCUACCAUGUCACUGAUACGGCCAUGGCUUAUUUUACAGCCAAACAGGGUUACACCACCCACACUCUGCGGCUUCACUCCUGCUGGGAGAUAACCAAUCAUGGUGUGGUGAACAUGGUUCACAGUCUUCCUAACCUGACUGCCCUCAGCCUCUCUGGCUGCUCCAAGAUCACUGAUGAUGGCGUGGAGCUGGUUGCUGAGAACCUGCGUAAGCUCCGCAGCCUGGAUUUGUCCUGGUGCCCUCGGAUCACUGACAUGGCCCUGGAGUACAUUGCCUGUGAUCUGCAUAAACUGGAAGAAUUGGUGCUGGACAGUUUGUGUAUUGUGUCUUCUUUUAGGUGUGUGCGGAUCACAGACACCGGCUUGGGCUACUUGUCCACCAUGUCAUCAUUAAGAAGCCUCUACCUGCGCUGGUGCUGUCAGGUGCAAGAUUUUGGACUGCAGCAUUUGUUUGGAAUGAGAAGUCUUCGUCUGUUGUCUCUUGCUGGGUGCCCCCUGCUGACCACCACUGGUCUAUCAGGUCUCAUCCAGCUGCAUGAACUGGAGGAGCUAGAGCUGACCAACUGCCCUGGUGCCACUGCUGAGCUCUUCAAAUACUACUCUCAGCACCUGCCCCACUGUAUGGUCAUCGAGUAAGAUCACUGACUGAGCCCAUGACUGACAGAUCACCAUACCUUCCUCCUCUUUUCCCUUCCUCACUCUUUUCUUAAAUGCCUAAACCCAGGAUACUGGACUGCUCCUACUGUACCACUUUGUUCCUCUUUCCUGACCCCACACCCUGCCCGUCUUCCUCCACACCCCAUUAAGCAGACUGACCAACAGGCAGACAGAGAGGCAGGAAGGUAGAUAAUGGAAUGUGCCAGACCCAGUGGAUAAUGGGUCGCCGUUUGAGCUUCAUUUAAGAAGAUUGCUGGAGUGAAGAGCUUGGUGUGACGUCUUGUCUGACAGCAAGUUUUUUUUUCACAAUCAACAAAAGGUUUUUACAGAGGAGAGCUUCUAUAGACUUUGACGAUUUUUUUUUAAACUGAAUGGUUACUGAAGGGAGUGAAAUAUGCUGAUCCAGAUGCAGCAUUGAGUAAAUACGUAAAAUGGAGACUUUUGUGUUUUAGCAGGUGGAACUCACAUAUUCACACAUACACUGUAAACACACACAACCACACUGUAUAUGGUAAGUGAAGCAAAUGUAAAUCCUCAAGAUCAUGAAUAUGUAAUUUUAGAUUGACUUCCAUAACUCUAUGUAAUAUAGUCACUGUUUCAUUCUUUCUCCCAGAAGGCAUCAAAGGUUCAGUUUUGUCUUGUUUAGAGAACUACACACUAUGCCAGCUUGGGAAACAGGAAAUAGAACUAAAGAUGCAGUUCAAGAAGUGAAAUACAGAGAUGGAAAAGCUCUCUCUCUCUCUUGUUCUCUCUUCUCUAGUGUGUGAAAUGUAUUUCAUGGACUCAGAACUUCCCAUCUUUUUGGGGCACCACCACUUUUUCUCAUUUCUGUGUCAUCAGAAAUUAAAAAAGAAGAAGAAAAAGAAGAAAAAGAAAAUUUAAAUUUGAUGAACAACUGCAUAAACAGGCGUUUUGUUGCACGCUUGAAUGACUGGAUUGAUUAUUGUUUUAUUGUGGUCUCUUCUCCAGUUAUUGUACACGUUUAUUUUACAGAUCUGGUGGAGAAACUUUUGUGAAUGGUGUGUUGUUGAAACAGUUCAACGUGAUUAAGCAGUGGAUCAAAUGAAAAGUAAAUUUUGCAGAAAGCAUUUUACUUUAGUCCUAAAGUAGUGUCUGCUAAGGAUAAAAUGUUUUUCUUCAAAUGAUGAAAAGAACAGAAUCAUGAAUUACAAACAAAUCAACUGUGGGGCUUCAACUGACAGUGAUAACUUGAUAUUUCUGAACUUCAACUAAUAAAUAAGACAGCUGAGGGACUUGGGAAGAGAUCUGUUUGUUGGUAUGGAUGCCAUAUUCAAAUUGAAGCCACAUCUACUUUUGGAACUCUAAAUUUAUUUUUAUCUUUUCAGUCAUGAUAGAGACAUAUGAUAUUUAGUAUUUGAAUUUUGACUUAGGCAACUCUGACACUGCUAACGUAAAAUUUGAUGCAAUUUGCUAUUGCCAAGUUACCUAAAAGGUAAUGAAAUGGGCAGUUUCAGUAUUUAAUAAAAAAGCAACUCGUACAGUGUCCACCACAGACGAAGGUCAGAAAUAGGCAGGAGCUCAGAGCUCUUGUAUAAUGGCAAUUUUUAAACGACAAUUUAGUUUGUGGAAAUUUUAUAACUUUUCCUACUAACCCACAGUCAGAGAAAUUCAUGAUAGAUCUUUUAUUACAAGCCUGAACAGCGAUUUUAUUAGCACUAAUAACAUUGUAAUCAUGAAGUGACUAGUUGAGAUUAGUAGAUGGUCACAGAAUGCAUCAAGGCCAUUACAAGAAAAUAGGACUGUUAGCAAACAAACAGACAAGUGUUCUGAACAAACCAACAUGUUGCGCAGAUGUAUUUUGAAGAAAAAGUUGAAUGUGGAUUUCAUGAUGAAUAGCCAAACCCACGUUGUAAUAAACCAUAUUUAGAACUGAGAUUAUUGUACACAUUUGUAAACUUGGGUGAUCUAGAAAAAGCAGUACAUUCAACAUUCUUUUAUUUUGCCAAAUUUAUACAUAAUACAAUCGUAAAAUUAAAAGAAAAUGGAUGCAGCCAACAGUGAACAACUGCUCCCAUGCCCCCCUAAUGCACUGACCCCUGACUGAAGGGACUGGGUAAGUGUCAGUCAAUAUCAGGCUGUGCCAAAUGCAUCUAGCAGCACAUAAAGUGUGGCUGGUUGCUUCCAGCUGAUUGCUGACAACAAGGAAAUAGAGUACUACAUAAAAAAGGCAGACCAUACAUGAUUUUAGUUGAUCUGCAGUUUCAGAAUGGUUCAUUUCAGAUGUUGUUUAACAUCUCUUAAGUGUACAUAAGUAUAUUUAUUUCUUCAUGUAUUUAUUUAUUUAUUUAUUUAUUUAAAUUAAUUUGUGUCUUUUUUACUUACUCAUUUAUUUAUUGUCAAGACAUUUUCCAAUCAUUUUUGUGUUUGUUUUGGACCUUGCUUCAGGUUUGGGCUUAAGUAAAUGUAUUCAUUGAUUGUUGUUGUUGUUGUUGCUGUUGUUGUUGUUCUUAUUAUUAUUAUUAUUAUUAUUAUUAUUAUUAUUAUUAGUAUGCUAUGACAUUUCAGGCCCCAAGGUAAAAUACACAUUUAACAUACACUUGUAAACACCAGUGAACUGUAACAUCAUUAACAAUAACUAAAAGUUUAAAAUUUUCAAAAUACACAACAGUGUAUUUUCCUCUGUGCAAGUCUGUGUUAACUUUGUAUUGCUGUUUGGCCCCUUCUAUAAGAAUAAGAGUACAAACAGUGGUGACUUUAUAAUUAUUGUCAUUGUCCUGAAAGUGACAGCAAAAUACAGAUUAUGAUAUGCAUAAAGGCAUUUGAAGUCUGAGAUCAGCCUCUCUUAUAGCCAAGCAAUGUUUAUGCUGUCUAACAGUAUGAACAAGGAUCUCUGAAGUUUGAAGAUUCUAUGGAAGCAUAUUACUAACAAAACUAUUGAACCUAAAACAAUUGUCAGUAAGUUUUGAACACAAUCUAGAAAGUUGGCUUUGUGGUCACUACCAUUGUUUUUGAUAAAUUCAAGACUGGUGUUCUGAUUUUGUUUUUAGCCUACCUGUGUACUUAAGUGGAAUCUGAUAUUUAUGCAACACCUUAAUCAUUAAUGGUGGCCAAAACCUGUAAACAGCACUUACAAGAGUUCACUACUGUGGUCUCUACUUGAAGACUACUUGUGCCACACUUGUUGCCGAGAGUUUUUUGCUUCAAGUUUGUGUCCACUUUAUGAUAACUAUAAUUAAAUUUAUUGGUUAUGGCUUAUAAAAUUCAAGUUGAUUGAACUGAUAAGUUGAUUAAAGCCCUACUUAUUUGUCAUAAAAAUGAUUUUUCAAAUAUGUUUUGCAGUAACAGUUCUUGUACUCUCCAAACCUGGCUCUAAAUUUGAUUUCUAAUAAGUACAAAUGUGUUUUGUGGUUUUUCAGUAUUUUUGAUUUUGAUAAGCUUCCAAGGGAUUCUACUGUAAGUUUACAUAUCUUAAACUCCACCAUGCGCAAACAUUUCUUAGCGACAAACAUACUAACAGCAAACCUUGCUAAGGUACAUCAUCUAAGCUUGUUUUCUAAGAUAAAUCAUUUCUGUUACUAUCUACCAUCUUUGAUCUACAUCUGUCACCAUGCUGACAGUUUACUGAUACUGUUCAAAUUGCCAGAAUUUUUUUGCUCUGUCAGUUUCAUUAUGUUUAGCGCACUGUGCCUGAACUGUCUUACAUUGGCUGAGGACUAUGUUUGCACUAGUGGCCAGUGGUGUUUGUACAUUGGGUGUGUAGUGGAAAAUACAUUCUGGUAAAUACAUUGCUCACUUUAUAAUUAAUGGAUGAUAAGGUGCUUCAGAAGAAAUAACGCAAGAAGAAGCAGGAUAUGUAAUGCAAUGUCUUCUGAUCAUGAUGUGUGUCCAAGGUUGGCAAUAAAAACUUUGGUAAUCCUAAAACUAA